Molecule: messenger RNA, 1440 nt
Organism: Dicrocoelium dendriticum
Lineage: Eukaryota; Metazoa; Platyhelminthes; Trematoda; Plagiorchiida; Dicrocoeliidae
Source: the annotation of a GenBank genome assembly
CUCACCGACGAUCACUUUUCACCCUGGUCUGCUUUCAAUCUAAUGCAGAGGAAGCAUGAUUACACGUAUGGCGUGACAGUGGACGUCAUUGGACAGACAAAAGUGAAUGGGCCAAACUAUUUAAACGAAAGUCUGGCAAAUUCGGUGUUGUAUCGUCAGUUGGAGAAAGGCCUAGCCCCCGGAGUGGCGAAAUUUCUCCCCGACCGAGUGCACUUUUCUCGAGCUACCAUGGGAGCGCAGCGCUUGUAUCGUCGAGAUAUUCCGUACGACGAUGUGAGACGAAUCUACACCUUCCAUCAUAAACCGGACCAUUUCAUGAUGUGUUUUGAAGGGGAGAACGAAGGAUGUCGGAUGUACCAGACCUUCCGAACCCAGAACAACGCUGACCUAAAUACUAUCAAAGGUAUGAUUUACGGAGUUCAAGGACGAUACAACCGGUCGUUUGAGCGGGACCACGACUAUUUGGACGCUCAUGCAACCAAUGUGGUUUUCAGUACUGAGCCACCGCGUCCAGCCGUAGUGAUCGAGCAGCCGCACUACAACUACAUGGCUUCAGCGAGGACACCGUCACCACUUUAUGUGGAACGUGUGACUACUGUUCGGGAACAAACUCCAUCUCCGGUUUAUGUACGACGAAAGUCCACCAUCCGAAAUAAUGUACCACCUCCUCCGACACCAGCCCCUACAGUCGUACAAACGCAAACAACCUAUGCAAGAUCCGCUCAAACGUUCGCCAACGAACCGGAUCCAGAUCCCGUCAUCUUGCGAAGAGUUGACAGGCCACUAGAGACAGUAACACAGGAGGCAUACCUGGAUCACCCGCCAUCUCCAGUAGUGGUCCGACGCACCGUCGGUCGUCCGGCUUCGCUGAUUUUCGUGGACGAUGCACCGGCACAUGAAGAAACAGUUUACCUUGAGCGGGAACCAUCUCCAGUCGUCCACCACUACGGUACUCAACUGCUUGAACCGCCACAACUCCCAACGACGUCCACAUACGUGUACACCGGCUCGCCCCAUGUGCAUUUCAAAGAGACAGUAACCGAACCGUUCAUGGUGCAGCAUGUGGAGCAACCGCCUCCAAUCAUCAAGUCGCAAUACGGUGAACGCGUGACCACUUAUGAAGGUUGCGAACCGGUUCUUUCGCGUCGAGGUUCCACAAGAACCUAUCCCGUUGAAAUGGGUUACGGUCAACCAGAAGUGGACACCAUGACGUUACGACGCGUCCCUAGAUUCAGCCCACGAAGAGGUUGAAGAUCUUGCUUGGAGGCGCCACAUCACUUUAGUUAUGAAAAACCACUGGAAGGGAAUUACAAGUUUACUGACGCGCCAUGAAACACACAUGUCACUUUCUUCUUUAUGUUAUGUUACGAUAGUAAGUUCAUGGAAGUUCACUGGCUUCUGUACACAUAAACCUAUCAGUCAUUUUUUAUUGAUUCACCC